AUCGAAAAAGUGGUGUCAUUGAAAGAAAAUGAGAAACUCGAUUUUCAUAUUGGCACAUUUCUAUGCCCUGCAUAGUAUGGUGACUUUUAUCCAAGGAGUAGGCUGGUCUGCGUGGUUAAAUCGAGAUCAGCCUAGUGGUAAGGGUGAUUAUGAGUUAACAGCUGAUUUUAGAAAAGCAGGCAGGCUACCAUGCGAGAGCCCAACAGCAAUAGAAUGUAGAACAGUAAUAGACCAGAUUCCUUCUUCUGAAAUUGAUCAAGUGUUCCCUACAUCAUACAACUGUACUUUACAAGGUGGAUUAGGAUGCAUCAACACCCAACAGAAAACGGGUAGCUGUUACGAUUAUGAAGUGAGAUAUUACUGUCCAGAGGAUGUCCAUGGUUGUACUGAGCCAGAAUCACAUGUACAAGAGCUCCCUCGUGGAUGCAACCCUAAAAGCUAUAAUGUGAAAAAAUGCAGUGGAAACCCGUGCAGGAUCCAACCGCUUAAAAGGCAAAUAGCUGGACAAACAGAAUACUGUUGUGGUCCAACUUCACAAAAGACAGUCGUCGUGCGAUGUGAAAAUGAUAUAAGCAUCAAUGUUAUGGUGACGGAAAAAUGCGGCUGUAUUGUUUGUAACCAAGCUAAAGACCCAGUAACAGGGAAAGUGUCUACUCAAGAUACGUCGGUGGUUUUUUAUGGAAGAGCAUUUGGAGUUGACGAUAAUGCACCACUGACCUUUGGCGAGGUAUUACUGGGAAGUGUUUUACAAACAUAUACUGGAUUUACUGGUAACUUUCAUUUCAAAGUACCAAAGGGACAGACGCGAAUUGUUGUGACUGUUAGGCCGAGUCUAUGGUUUCGGCAAAAUCUCAUACCAACAACAAAGGCGUUUCAAGUACCCACAGGUCAUAUUGGGGCAUUUUACAGAAACAUUCCAAUGAUGACAAAACCUAAGCCAAUACAGAUUGACACAACAGAAACUAAUAGACUUACAGUUGCAACAUUAAAGGCUUCAAGUGAUCCGUUCAUUCAGAUUUCAAUUCCAUCAGGCCAGUUUGUAGACAGCAAAGGAGCAAGUUUUACUGGCAAAAUCAAUGCUUUUAUAAACUUUGUUGACCCGAGAGAUCUUUCAUCAAUUAAUACGAUGCCAGGAGACCUAACCUUUGAGGAUGAAGAUGGUGAUACAGGACCCCUGCAGACUUCAGGGAUGUUUCGGUUGGGUUUUGAAAAAUUAGACGGAACUGAGGUAAAAUUGAGAGGCAGUAUUGAUGCAGCGAUCGGCGCAGAAUUUAUUGACCAAACCCAGAUUCCCCCUGUACAGGUAUACACCUUGAAUGAGGCAUCUGGUCGAUGGGGAAAUCCGACUCCACUUGAACAGGGAACAGGUAGACAAAGGCGUUCUAAAGCAUCAUUUCCCAGUACUUUCUUAGUAGGGAAUGCAGUAAUAACUGACAAGUACUGGAUAAACUUUGACCGUCCGUAUUUGAAUUUCUGUUUUAUAAACUUGAGAAUGUAUACAGAUGCGACAUUCACCACAGAGAUACCAUGGACAUCUUCUACUGACUUGACAGUAAUUGCACUGGGUUCAAGGCCUGGCUCUGAUCCAUCUUGGGACAUGAUUACAACUGGAGGAAUGUCGUUCGAGGGAAAAUCGCAAGUUAGGUCCACAAAAAAUUGUAUCUUGACUGUGUGUGGAGCAACAAAUAUCCACGCCUACUUGUUUGCUGAAAACGAAAAUGGUGCAUUUUCAUCCUCAUCUACACUAGGAGGGAGUCCUCCAACGUACCCUGUUGUUAAUUACAUACCAGCAUUUACUGGCACUGGCCCUACAACUACACACAAUAGACCAAUCGAGACUAAUGCUACUCUAGGUGCCCCUUCUUCGAACACCAAUGGACCAGUCUACCAUAGCAUAAACAACCUUUGCGAGAGCCCAGCAUAUUGUAGCGGUAGUUGCCCAAAUCCUGCAAACCCAAGGUGUUUCUUGUGUCACUCCGUUAAAUGUCAGUACCACGGGUGGUGGUCAUCAGUGCGAUGCCAAGAGGCAACACCUUGGGAUCCCCAUUAUAGGUUUUAUAGAGAUCCAAAUACAUUGUAUGAGUACUCAGUUUGUUUGACGGCACAGCCAAUCAUAGGAAUUGCACCUGUUUGUCCUGGUACACCAGCACUUUGGCCAUUGGCCUGGUUUCCCCAAGCGCCGCAGUAUUGGGCGUGGUACAUAAAGGUGAGAGUGUUAGUAGGCAGUUCCGCAGAUGAAUCCUCAGUCAGAGCAACGUCAAAAGAUAGCGGCACCGGGGACAUAUAUGGCAUACGUGAGGAUACGACUUCAAGUAGGACAGUGUGCCUGGAGUUUAAAGGAAGUGGCCCUAAACUUCCAUCAGGUACUGCAACUACUCUCGUUGAAAUUGAUGUUCAAGGCACCGGAUGUAGCAUAAGCAGUGUCCUUCCUGCUCUUGCCAGUUUCCAAGAUACAUCAAGCUCACAUUUGUUUGCAUUUAAACCUUCCUUGGGAUCGAGCUUUGGAGGAAUUUCUACUGGGUUAUACUUUGCUGAUGAACCUGCUAUGAUAACCGCUAAGGGCGUGGCAAAGGCAAGAUGUGAAUGCAGUGACAUAUCGUUAGGAAUUCCAAGCUGUGCUGUCCCUUUACCAACUUCAGGAGUUGGAUUAACAGUGCAGUGUAAGCCAACGCCAACUGGAUAAAGGAGCAGCAUCAAUUCAUUUGUGUAACAUUGAACUAAUAAAAAGUGACACUAGAUAUACAGCCCUCGAAUCUUAAUACUAGCUAUAUUAUAGCAUUGUUUUCCUAAUCGAGCACUUAAUUUACACAAAAUCCAUAAUUGAGCAUACUAUACUUUAAAACACAAAUGUAUAUUGACAUAAAAAGCAAAAUGUAUCCAAAAUGACUGAAUAUGGACAUGAACUAUAUGAGGCAGUAUUUAUUUACUCAAGAGGUAAACUAUGCUUAUUCAGAACUGA
Owenia fusiformis is the source of this 2959-nucleotide messenger RNA. The record is from the annotation of a GenBank genome assembly. NCBI's taxonomy places the organism in Eukaryota, Metazoa, Annelida, Polychaeta, Sabellida, Oweniidae.